Molecule: messenger RNA, 1101 nt
Organism: Melitaea cinxia (Glanville fritillary)
Lineage: Eukaryota; Metazoa; Arthropoda; Insecta; Lepidoptera; Nymphalidae
Gene: sicily
Product: NADH dehydrogenase (ubiquinone) complex I, assembly factor 6 homolog
Exons: 5
Coding region: 165-1088 (307 amino acids)
Biological process (GO): biosynthetic process
Source: RefSeq, a predicted model, not a curated record
ACAGUGACAUUUUUGUCUCAUUCGUCUGUGCCGUGGUCUUGUUUGUGAAAAAUUGAAAAUUUUAUUUAUAGAAUUUGCUUCCUUUUAAUGUUUAUUACCACUCAAAUAGAAAAAAAGAUAUAAAAGUUAAUAACAAAAUACCUUUUAGAAUAUUUACCGCAAAAAUGUUUUGUCGUUUGAGAAAUAAUCGUAAGAUUUAUCUUACGUUUUCGAGAUCGUUAACUGAAAAAACCACUUCCAACGAGAAUUCCUUGCAAUAUUGUGCAAAUAUUGUUAGACAGUAUGAUUACGAAAAUUAUUUAGCGACGCUGCUAAUGACCAAAGCUUUGCGAUCUCCAGCAUUCGUUAUACGAGCCCUUAAUGCUGAAGUAGCACGUGUCCAGGAUCAAACAACAGAUCCACAAACCGCAGCAAUGAGACUCCAGUUUUGGCAUGAUGCUGUUAACUCGAUUUAUCAAAAUAAACAUUCAUCAAAAGUACCAGCUAAUCCUAUUACUCAAGAAUUGUAUAAGGUGUGUUUAAGUUAUAAAUUACAAAAGAGAUACGUUGAGAGGCUAAUUUCGUCAAGAAAUAGUCUCCUAAAAACAAAAUACUUUAAAACUAUGGAAGAAUUGGAAAAAUAUUCCGAAAACACUGUUUCAACAAUUUAUUACUUGCUCCUCGGAAUUGCUGGUGUCACAAAUGUAUCUGCAGACCAUGCAGCAUCUCAUUUAGGUAAAGCGCAAGGAAUAGCCAAUGUAUUGAGGUCUGUUUAUGUUUCUAAUUAUCAUAAGACAAUAUUACUACCAAUGGAUAUACUGAUGAAAAAUGAAGUCAGUCAAGAGUCUGUCUUGAGAGGAAACGACAAUGAGAAUAUAAGAAAUGUUAUCUUCGAAGUUGCUAGCAGAGCUAAUAGUCACUUAGAAAAGGCAAGAAGUAUUGAUGUACCAAAAAUUACAAAUCAAAUUUUUUUACCAGCCAUUGCAGUUGAUAAAUAUUUAACAAAACUUCAGGAUGCUAAUUUUAAUGUCUUUGACAAAAGUUUAUUGCAUGGUAGCCCUACAUUGCCUCUAUCUUUGUACUAUAGGAGACUUUUAAAUAAAUACUAAAUGUAAUAACUAA